Molecule: messenger RNA, 2561 nt
Organism: Saccostrea echinata
Lineage: Eukaryota; Metazoa; Mollusca; Bivalvia; Ostreida; Ostreidae
Product: E3 ubiquitin-protein ligase TRIM71-like
Exons: 1
Coding region: 586-2289 (567 amino acids)
Biological process (GO): positive regulation of DNA-templated transcription
Cellular component (GO): chromatin; nucleoplasm
Molecular function (GO): zinc ion binding; ubiquitin-protein transferase activity
Source: RefSeq, a predicted model, not a curated record
ACGAAACAAGUGCCUGUGGUAGAUUUACUAUUUAGUCUGUAUUUUCACUCACAAAAUUCAUUCUUGUAAAAGACUCAGAAAUAUACAUGUCCAGACGUUAUUAUUCUCGGAGAAACUGUGGCCGAUCACAAUGUAAGUUUUACAAGUUUUCAGUUUAUUGUUUUUAAAGCUGCAACUUUAAGGCUAAUGUAAAGCGACAUUAAAUACCUCUGUAAAAGUUCAUGUGUACUUUUAGCGAGUAAAUCUGUGUAUCUAAUUUGUCAGGAAUGUAACUUGAUCGAGUUCAUUCAAACUUUGUGUCUUUGUAGUGAUUUUGUUUGUAGCUUGUAUUUGUAUAUUUGUAUUUGUUUAUUAUAGCUUUUCACCAUCCACACAUCCACACAGAACUCACACAGCUACUGUAUAUCGUCACCUAUUGUAAACAGUGACACCUGCGCAUAUUAGGAUCCGCGCCCCUAUGUGAACUGUUUGUGACAAUAAAACCUGGUUAACUGACUGUAAACCGUGUUUAUAUGUUUCAAUUAAAAAUGACAUGGAAGGCAGUACACACGGCACAAGGAAUAUGACAAAAAAUCAUUCAAUAUAAUGCUUUUAUUUUGCAUGUUUUGCAGAUUCAAAAUAAACGCAGCUAAGAUGGCUAGUUCCAGUCCUACUUCCUGGGCACAAGAGGUCAUUAUCUGUGACUUUUGUGACAAAGCCGUUCAGCAGUUCUGUAACAACUGCCAAGUCAAUUUAUGUGGAGACUGCAUCAACAGGCAUGUCAACAAACACAAGUCCCUUACACAUGAUAUUGUUCCUUUCAAGAACAGAAAGUUACACCUAGUUUUUCCAGAGUGUGAAUUUCAUCCCAACCAAAGAUGUGAAGUUCAUUGCCAGAAGUGUGAUGUUCCAGUGUGCAUCAAGUGUUUUCUCGGUCAACAUAAGGGUCAUGAUGCUGUCGAGAUAUCAGAUAUUGUUCACAGAAAGAAACAGCAAAUUAAAAGAGAGAUGGAAGAAAUUGAAUCUGUUAUCAUUCCAAAGUUUAAAAACAAUGAUGUUGAAAUUGAGAGAAAAAAUUUAAAAUCAGGUGAGGAUUAUGACCAGUUAGAAAAGGAAACAGAAAAGCUGAGAAAAUGUUGGCAUCAAGAAGUAGACACCAUCUUUAAUAAUCUCAGAACUUUGAUCAAAUCUAUGAGAGACAAUGAUAUGGAAGCAAAGAGAGCUUACAAGACCAAGUGUAAAAACCUGAUUUCAGAAAUGAUCCAAACAGUUAGACAAAACAAAGACAUCCUGAAGACAAACAGAGUGCCUGAUGUCAUAAACUACAAAUCUAAACUGAAGGAAUACAGAGAUAUACCUGAUGAUAUUGAUGUAAAAAUCCCUUCACUAAAUGCAAAAACAGUUCAAGGUGGAGAAUUCUCUGUAGAAUUGGAAGAAUACAGAGCUACAUUAACACAGGAAUCACAAUCUGGCCCGACAAAUGAAACCAUGACAAAGAUGCUAGACAAAGCCAAAGUCAUUGCUACCAUUUCCACUCACGUUAAGCCAACAUACUGUGUGGCCUGUGUCGGUACAGGUGAAGUUUGGGUUAGUGGUGACAACGACAUUAUAAAGCAUUUUGACAUACAUGGAUCUCUACUGGACACUGUCAUCUUCACAGGUGGAGGCUAUCCUAAUGAUAUCUCAGUGACAAGACAGGGAGAACUGAUAUACAGUGACUCACACAGUAAUACAGUGAAGAUAGUCAGAAAUGGGAAGACUGAGACGCUUGUCUCCCUCCCAAAUGGUUGGUGUCCAUGCGGAAUCUGUUGUACUAGAUCAGGGGACAUCUUGGUUACUAUGUCGAAGACCGAUUAUCGCAGAAACAAAAUUGUCCGAUAUCAAGAUCGAGCAGUAAAAUGUGAAAUAAAUGAAGAUGAAGAUGGAACCCCAAUCCUUAGCCCAGGGUCGUACCUUAAUUAUGUCACUGAAAAUGUGAAUGGAGAUAUCUGUGUCUCUGAUAGUAAUGCUGGAAAGGUGGUUGUGGUUGAUAAAACAGGAAAAGUCCGCUUUCGAUAUGACGGUUCACCAGCUAAGAGGAAGGAACCACUUGAUCCUUUACAUAUAGUAACAGAUUCUAAGGGACACAUCAUAGUGGCAGAUGAAAAUAACGAUUGUUUACACAUUUUAGAUCAGAAUGGUCAGUUCCUAAGGUCUGUAGACAACUGUGGAUUAAAUAAGCCUAGUGGAUUGAGUUUAGAUAAAAUGGGACGGUUAUGGGUUGGACUUAAAGGAUCAAAAGACUUGAAAGUUAUUCAAUACAUGAUAUGAGCUGGCAUUGGGUAUAUUUUUCAUUGCCAAAAAUCGUGUUCGGUCAUUCGAUUUGAGAAGAUAUGCACAGGGGAAAAUGUCGGCAUACAUCAUGAAACUGUAGUGGCAUAAAAUGAUCUUAAAAACACAGAUUUAAUGUAACUGCUAAUAAAAAUUACUGAUCAGCAGAGCUUAAGAAAUCAUACUGUAACAUAAUUUUUGUCUAAAGCCUCUAGCUCUUAAAUACAAAAUCAGAAAAUAUAAUUUAUGAAAUUAAAAUGUUCUGAUUAUAA